GCUCUUGAGGAGUGUACCACGCUAGGUAAGGUGGGAACUGGUAGGUAGCGUGGAGCGAAACAGGCGACUCGCCUCCGGCCGGCCCUGUCGCUCUCGGCUGGGCUGUUCGCCAUGGCCCCAUCCUCCUCAACUACUACAUCCCAUUAACAAGUCAAUCUGCCCCGACCACCAUCCACCAUCCACCCGACGACCCUUUUGUUGCCAGAACAAUUUACGUGCAAAGUCAUUCUGUUUUAUUUUCGCCUUCUGGCUCCUGUCCGCUCCUUCACUGUCCGCUAUUACAAUGGCUAUGUGAAGUAUUGACGCCUAUUUUUUUUUCUUUUGUCCACUUCUCUUUUUUUGGCCUCGCCAAUUCAAUGACUCUUUGAAAAUGCCCAACCGAGCAUGAGGAGUCGUCAACAGAACCUGCGACACGAUGGAGCCGCAACUCUCGCAGUCGUCGAGGCCGCAUCCUCACCUCCACAACAUUAUCCCUCCGCUUUCCUCCCAACUGCCUCAUCACAAUGCCACUGCCGAUACGACACCGGUCUCGUCGCCAGGACUUUUCAGUCCAACCAAUCCCCGCUCCAACCCGUCCUUCCCCUCCAUGUCCGAGGGUGCAACGCCGACUGGUAUCGGAAGUAGCCCCUAUCUUCACCCUCUGCAAAGCCAUAAAGUCAGGGAGACACACAAGGCUCUCGUCGACACCAACUUCACAACCGGCCGGAAGCUCAUAAACCAUUAUGAAAUCAUCGAAGAGUUGGGCAGGGGCAUGCAUGGCAAGGUCAAGCUUGCCAGAAACCUCGAGACCAACGAGAACGUGGCUAUCAAAAUCAUCCCAAGAUUCUCCAAGAGGCGGCGACUCGGAAAGGUCACCGCCCUAACCACACAGGAUAAAAGCAAGAAGGAGAUCGCCAUCCUCAAAAAGAUACGCCACCCCAACAUCGUCGCCUUGCUCGAAGUCAUCGACGACCCUGAGCUUAAGAAGAUCUACAUGGUCCUGGAACAUGUCGAGCUUGGCGAGAUUGUGUGGAGGAAGAAGGGUCUGCCUCACAUCUGCUCCUACGAACGGCGGCGGGUGGAGCGGGAGAUGCGAGGGCAGAAGCCCAACGCCGAGGAGGAGAAGUACGAGCUAAGCCUGGAGCGUCGCCAAGCCGCAAAAGAUGCGAAGCGUGCAAGGAUGUCCCAGACGGCGGGUGCCCAGGCUGAGUAUUGGAGCUUGGAGUACGCAGCGACGGAUGACGACGAUGCCGAAUUCCACUCACGCAGCUACGACGGCAUGGCCAGGUCUAUCCCAUCCAACGCGGACUCCUCGACUGGUUGGGGGUACCUUUCGCAAACGCCGUCGCGGACACAGUCAUAUCAGUCCGUCUCCGGCGCCGGUGCUCAGCUACCUUCGGAUCCCGAUUUCCUUCCCAUUCCAUACGAAGACGACCUGGAGACGCCUGGGCCCCUCCGGUCCAAUCCCGCGUCUUCUACGGCCCUUGAUGGGUCCAUGUACGGCCCCUACGAUGACCCAUCCAUCGGGGGGCGGUCUCCGAGCAUGCCCGACUCCAUCAUCUCGCACAUGUCAUCGGUCGAUUACAACCGGCCACUUGAUCCCUAUGCCGACGAUUAUUCUUACGUACCAUGCUUCACGUUUGGGCAGGCAAGAAACGCGUUCCGGGACACCGUCUUGGGUCUCGAGUAUUUGCAUUACGAGGGAGUUGUCCACCGAGACAUCAAGCCCGCCAAUCUUCUCUGGACAAGGGACCACCGCGUCAAGAUCUCCGAUUUCGGCGUCUCCUACUUUGGUCGACCCAUCCGCGACGGCGAGCCCGAUGAGACCACCUCCGAGUCCGAGGCACGUGACUUCGAUGACGACCUAGAACUUGCGAAGACGGUGGGCACGCCCGCGUUUUUUGCUCCCGAGCUUUGCUACACAGGCACCUCGGAUGAUUGGCCGCCCACCUCGCAACCGAAGGUCACAGAGCAGAUUGACGUUUGGUCCCUGGGUGUCACUCUCUACUGCUUGAUCUUCGCUCGUAUCCCGUUCCUGGCCGAAGACGAAUGGCAGAUGUUUAAGAAGAUCGCCAACGACGAGGUCUACAUCCCAACGAAGCGCUUACGACCAGUCGAUCCCGCGACGAAACCCGACGAGAAAUCUCUCUACACUAGAGUCAACCGUCCGCCCUACCGCCAUGACCACGAGGUCGCAUACGAGGAGAUCGACCCCGAGCUUCACGAUCUUCUCAGUCGAAUGCUCACCAAGUCGCCGGAGAAGAGAAUCAGACUCCGAGACGUCAAGCGUCAUAAUUGGGUCGUCGAGGGAAUUGAGAACGUCGUUGGCUGGCUUGAUGACACCGAACCGGCGAGGCGGACUUCUGGCAAGAGGAUCCAAGUCGACGCGCGCGAGAUGGAGCGUGCUGUUGUGCCUCUUACUUUCCUCGAGCGGGCGAGGUCGGUCGUGAAGAAGGCCGUUGGCAAGGUCAUGCACCCGCGAGGAGAGCGGGCAGAGAGUGCUUCUUCAAGGAAGAGGGCUACAAGCAGUGCUGCCAGCUCCGGUGGCGAUACUCCUCCAACGCCUCAUCUACGAGACGGCCGUCGACGGAGUCUGCGUGGGGACUUUAAGGGAGACGACUACUUUACGGGCGCGACGAGGGACCAUCCCACCAGCGAGCAUCCCUUAUCUCAGAGUGUAACUGCCAGCCCACGUCACUCGCCGAGUGACGACUACCCACCCUCGAGGCCCGUCGACCUUGCCCCAAGGGAAGCCUUUGCCGACCGACCGGCUCGGGGACCAAACCGAAAGCCGCACACUAGACACACACACGCCCGCUCCAUCUCGAAUGCUUUCCUCGCCCUCACUCCAGCGCUCCACGAGUCCCGCACUGUCCCACCGACCCCGAGCUUUGAUGGGGAAACCGAUGAUCCGAGCAAUACGCCGAGGAGGACUCGUGAUAUGAGGUCGUCCCCCGAUGACGCAUCUCGGGCACGAUCCGUAGACAGGGGCCUUUUUGCGAACAACGAUAAGCAUGCUGAGACGAGAGUCGCGCUGAGCACGGUCAUCGCCCCGGGGGCUAUGCACCUGCCUCAGCGUCAGCAACCACGACCGGCUCAUGCUCUGGUGGCUCAUGCUCUGGAUCCGAGCAGGGCGUUUGACGGCAUACUGCUCCCACCGCUAUCAGCCAUCGUUCCUCAAACUGGCUAUCAGAACAACUACCCCCGGUCAGAUCCAAACAUGUACCAUAAGCAACGCGCCAUCAUAGACGCCGGUGAGAGGCCCACUUCAGCAGAUAAAGACAAGGAUACCCCGGAUGGCAGGGCCAACCUGAAACCCGAAGUCGAUCCUGCUAUGGUGCCUUGCCCACCGUCGCCCAAGGACAGCGGAUUUGUGGGCUCUUCAGCUUCGUUAUCUGGGGACGGAACUAUUGCGACCGCCGUCUCGUCGAGCUCGACCUCGAUGGCGGCUCUGAAUGGUACUCCGUUGACCAGCCCUAGUGAGACAGCAAGUCCGAUGUGUCCUUCUCGAUCAGGUCUGUUCAAGGAUACUUCACACCACCAGAUUCUUGCUUUUCAAUCCGACCCAUCCCUCCCAGCUCUGCUGAGCAGUACGAGUUCUGUCUCGGCGGAUCUUGAAGGCGAGUUCCUCAGAAACCCAGGAGUUGUACAACGGAACUCGGUCCUCGAUACGAGCGACUCCCUUACACCACCGGCCAUGACGAAGGAACCGAUCGCGGGCUUCCCUCUUGAGGCACACGAUCAGUUCAACGAGGGAGUAGUUCCUGUCGAGCUCGAUCAUGGUUCAUCUCAGCCAUAUCUUACCAUGUCUCCAUCGGCGGCUUUCCAACGUUGCGUUGACGAAGAUGACCGGGAGAGCGAGAGCGACGACGGCCUGACAAUGGCCAAGCCGAAGAAGCGGCAACAUAAAGGACCGAGCUCCGGUUCCAUGAGCAGCGUGAUUGUUGGCUCAAGGCGAAGGGAUACCAACGGAAGCAUUGCCAGCACAGAUACAGCCAAGAAGCUGGAGGUCGAUUUUGAUUGAAGACCUCGCUUCAUAUCGAGAUGAGAAUCAUUCCAGAAUUUUUAUCGACCCACCUCCUGGCUUUGCGUUUCCGUCGACGCCAUUUCCCAUCGAUUUUGGGCAUCCCCUAUAUAUCGUCU
This is a messenger RNA of Phialemonium atrogriseum, 4122 nucleotides long. RefSeq names its product Serine/threonine-protein kinase ssp1. Gene Ontology annotation, biological process: protein phosphorylation; intracellular signal transduction. Lineage: Eukaryota; Fungi; Ascomycota; Sordariomycetes; Cephalothecales; Cephalothecaceae. Bases 416 to 4003 code for a protein of 1195 amino acids. The transcript has 2 exons. Gene Ontology annotation, molecular function: protein serine/threonine kinase activity; ATP binding. The record is from RefSeq and is a predicted model, not a curated record. Gene Ontology annotation, cellular component: cytoplasm.